This is a messenger RNA of Nycticebus coucang (slow loris), 6080 nucleotides long. RefSeq names its product CLN8 transmembrane ER and ERGIC protein (gene CLN8). Gene Ontology annotation, biological process: lipid homeostasis. The transcript is spliced from 3 exons. Lineage: Eukaryota; Metazoa; Chordata; Mammalia; Primates; Lorisidae. The coding region runs from base 1391 to 2257 and encodes 288 amino acids. The record is from RefSeq and is a predicted model, not a curated record. Gene Ontology annotation, cellular component: endoplasmic reticulum; membrane.
UGCUUAAAAAAGAAACUUGUUGUCUUAGCUUCUGAAUAGCGAAACCAAGUUCAGAACACACUAAGCCACCUGCUCUGCUUCAUCCCGCAGUUCUCGAGUCCAGCAGUUCCUCCACCCUGACCAAACCAAAGACUUCCUGAAGGUCCACUUCUGCUCGCGGCUUCCCCUGGGGGAUUUGCAUCAUCUGACCUUGGCCAGAACUUUCUAGAGUCAGGGGGACCUCCCUGUUUGAAUGCAAAGGUCCCACAGAAGUCAGCUAGCUGUUAGCUAGCGGUCUGGGCCAGGAGCACAUUGAGGCAAUCAUGGCAGAAUGGAGCUUGUAAUCGAGACCUCAUGACUGACAUGGGGAAAAGUAUAAGAAGACAUUUUUGGAGAAGCCCGUAUUUUAUCAGUUCAUGGUUUUUCACAGGUCAAUGCUUGGCAGUGAGGCCAAGCUUUUUUUUUUUUUUUUUUGGCUUCUUGUUUCCAUUUAUUUGUAUAUACAAAAGUCUGACAUAGUACAAUGAUCUCAUCAAGAGAAAACAGAACACACAGAGGGGCUGGGUUUCCUCCCUGGCUCCACCCCCUCAGAAAGGCACAAAUAAUGCACGUGAGGCUUGGGUCUGGGGGCCUUCUGUCCAGGAUUCAGUCUGCUACUCAGAAGGUGCCAGGCCCCUCUGUGCACAGCAGGGAGACCCUUUCCUCACACCCAAAUUUGGGGGUAUGGGUUAGGUAAACUGAGGCCCUUGGGAGCAUGUGAUCCAGGCCAAGCCUGAGUCUGUACCUUGUGUAAUCAGCCUCUUGAGGAAAACCUGUACCCUGAAGAGCAGCACUACCACCCACUACCACUGGAGGCAGUCCAGGCUCAGAUCUGAGAAACGGGGGGUGGGGGAAGGGUGGCAGAGGGAGCACCAAGCUGGAACAUCUCAGCUGCUCACCACUGUCCCCUCAAUAUGGGGCAGUUGUGCCCUCUGACUCUUCCCCUUGGCAAGAGGGGCUAGUCCUGCAGUCCAAGCAUGGGGUAGUGGGAAUAUAGGUGUUUCCAUUAGAAGCAGCUUCUGCCUCCCAUCCCUAGGGGCAAAAAGUAAAUAAUCAAACUGGCCUGAGUCACUAAUGGCUGUCUUUCUUCCCCAAACCAGAACUGAGUUUUCUCUGUCAUUUCAAGGAGGGAAGAAGGGUUUGUCAAGAAACCAUGAACGCCUAGAUUUAGCCACCACCUAGAACAGGACAAACGAAGUGAAAAGAGCUUGACAUACUGACUUUUUCUUUCUUAAAAAAGACCUAACAUGGUUGGAGACUGAUAGAUAAUGAUUCCAGAGACGGCUGCGCCAGUUCCAUUUUUUUGGAUAAGACACAGCGUAGGGCCCAGAAACCCUGUGUUGGCCCUGCGACUCCGUUAGGACGCAGGACAAUGAACCCUGCAAGUGACUGGGCCACAUCAGAGAGCAUUUUUGACUUGGACUAUGCUUCUUGGAAGAUCCGUGCCACACUGGCGGUCGCUGGCUUUGUCUUUUACCUGGGUGUCUUUGUGGUCUGCCACCAGCUGUCGUCCUCCCUGAAUGCCACUUACCGUUCUUUGGUGGCCAGAGAGAAGGUGUUCUGGGACCUGGCGGCCACGCGUGCAGUCUUCGGUGUUCAGAGUACAGCUGCAGGCCUGUGGGCUAUGCUGGGGGACCCCAUCCUUCAUGCCGACAAGGCGCAGGCCCAGCAGGGCUGGUGCUGGUUUCACAUCACAACCGCAACUGGGUUCUUUUUCUUUGAAAAUGUUGCAGUCCACCUGUCCAACUUGUUCUUCUGGACAUUUGACUUGUUUCUGGUUGUCCAUCAUCUCUUUGCCUUUCUUGGGUUUCUUGGCUCUGUCGUCAAUCUCAGAGCCGGCCACUACCUGGCUAUGACCACGCUGCUCUUGGAGAUGAGCACCCCCUUCACCUGCGUUUCCUGGAUGCUCCUGAAGGCCGGCUGGUCGGAUUCUCCGCUUUGGAAGCUCAAUCAGUGGCUAAUGAUACACAUGUUUCACUGCCGCAUGGUACUGAUCUACCACAUGUGGUGGGUGUGUUUCUGGCACUGGGACUGCCUGGUCAACAGCCUGUCUCUGCCUCACUUUGCCCUCUUCCUUGUGGGACUGGCUCUCCUAACACUCAUCAUUAAUCCAUAUUGGACCCAUAAAAAGACCCAGCAGCUUCUCAAUCCAGUGGAUUGGAACUUUGCACAGCCAGAAACCAAGAGCAGUUGGCCAGAAAGGUCCAACGGUCAAGUGCUGCAGAAGAAGAGGUCGUAGCCAUGUGGGCCAGACAGCUCCCUGGCACCAGGGGAGAAGGACACAUGGGCCUGCUAGGUUCCAUGAACAAUGGCUCUGGUAGUGGAUGAGCGAGUGAAUGUUUUGUGUUUAAUUCUAAGUGAAAAUACUAACUUUAUUUCUCAUUAGUAUUAAUUUUGCAGUAGCCACAAAAUGUUAAGACCUCCAUUCUCCUGAUUCACAUCUUUUUGACGUAAUGAUUUCCUGACUGCUCUGGUGCAUUCUGUGGCUCAGCCACGUGGGACCAAGGUCAGCAUCAGAGAAAGGCCGUGGUGGCAGGUGCUGCAGGCUGUCCAGGGGUGGCUUUGUUUGAAUACUUGAAGCAGCCACAUAGUGGGCUGGGUUGGCUCAGCAUGGACUUUCCAGUCACAUGCUCAUGUUCUAUGUGUCUUAUUCAGAGUCAUGUUCAUUUUAAUUGGAGAGAAUUGGCCUAUGAUAUAAAAUAAUAUGAUUUAUUGCCCUUGUCAAAAUUCCCCAUUUAUGAAAUUCAAAAACCAGGCGUACAGCAGUGCCAUCUAGUGGCAGAAAGUAUACAGGCACCAUCCUGAGUCCACUGCCCUGGCUGGGUGGAGGCACCUUGGAGUUUGCCCACCCUGUCAAGGUGUGGAGUGGUCCAGGUGAAAUCUUGCAGGUUAUGUGUUUAUCACUGAACCUAUUUUUAAAAUGAGAAUUUUUUUCAUUAAUACUGUAUUGGUUAAUUGAAAAAAUAAGGUAGGUGUUUAGUAAUCAGAUUUCUAGAUUUUAGUACCAUUUUUAAAUGACUUAAUUGCUCAUAGGUGCCCAAACUAGACUCUAAUUCCUUGGUUGGUGUUUCUUUGUUGAUUUCCAAACAAGGCAGUGAUAACCUUUUCCUUUGAGCUGUGGAAUGGACCCGGACCCCUCAGAGCUCAGCUGUAGGCCUGGGGUCCCUAGAACGGCCCCACAGCAGCCUGGUGACGGGUCUGAGGGUACAUUGUUUUACUGUUUUGUGCCCAAGUAAAAUUUAUAUACCAAUUUAGCGAUUUUAUUGACACACAAAAAUUUUUUUUGCCAUGAAUAUGCUAUUUAAAGUCAAAGUUUAUUUUUUAUCAAAAGCACCAUCAGAGUGUUUGUGGAAGGCACAAGUUGCUCUUGAAAAUCAUGUGUGAUUAGCUGGGCACCCAUAGCACAGAGGUUAUGGUGCCAGCCACAUACCCUGAGGCUGGUGAGUUUGAACCCUGCCCGGGCUAGCUAAAUACCGACAACUGCAACAAAAAAUAGCCAGGCGUUGUGGCGGGCACCUGUUGUCCUAGCUACUUGGGACGCUGCAGCAAGAGAAUCGCUUAAGCCCAAGAGUUUGAGGUUGCUGUGAGCUGUGAUGCCACAGCACUCUACCAAGGGCAACAUAGUGACACUGUCUCAAAAAAAAGGAAAGAAAAAGAAAAUCAUGUGUGACAUGCUUGUUAGGUAUCAUGGAACUCUUAGAAUGGUGUAUAUUGAUUACUGAUGCUUUGAUUUUAUUGAUUAUACUUAAGUAACAGUAUACAAUGAUCUAUUUAUAUCAUUUUAAGAAAUGAUUUAAAUCCUAGACAUACAUAGCAAUGGUGUCCCUACUAAGAUGAAUGACUGAAAACCCAUUCUCUGGGGUCUGGCUUUCUCUGUGCGCUGUGCCCUUUUGUAUGGUCCAGAAGUAACAGGGACUGUGACUGGGCAGGGGGUGAAUAAAGUAACCAGUACUCACAGAACCCAGGUGGUGGCAGUUCUUGUCUCUCAGACUCGGGUUACUGCUCAUAGCACUAUGAAUAUUUUAUAUCUUGGAGAUACAAAAUGUGCUGAUAAAUCUUCACAUGUUCAAAAUUCAGUUUAAAAUUGGAAGUGUUUAGCCUAAUUCUUAACUGAGGUUCGCUAGGACUUUGACCUUCCUGGGUUCACAUGUUGCAUCCUGCAUCUUAACACACCUUGGACAUAGAGAUGGGAAUGCCGCAUGGACUCCCCUGCUGGGUCUCCUGCUGCCCACACAUCAGGGCUCCCUUCUGACCCAGGGCUUCUCAGAGGAGCAGGGAGGCAGGUGUCAGGGUGGAAAAAUCUGUGAACCCCAAGACCUUGUGCCACUUCCAGAUGACACCUCACUCUGGGGUUCCUGCGGCCAUGUGAGUGGUUGUGUCUCACAAGCCAGCAUCCAGCGUGUGUACUUUCUGUGGCUCAUGCAUCACAUAUUAGGGGUUAGAGUAGGGGUGAACCUGGUGAGUUCACACAACGGUCAGGAAUUGCAGAAUCUCUUGGAAACUGAGAAGGUGGCAGCAUUAUUGGCCUUAACCUGCACCCAAUGACUGGUGUCCCAGGUAGCAAACAGUUCUGUCUUAGUCAGGAGUCGGGCUAUAGCAUGAUGCCCUUGGUGUGUCACUUGUCACUGCCCUUUCUCUUUCAGUGGAGACAGAGCUGUCUGGAAAGUAUCCAGCCAUUUUUAAUACUAGUUUUCAUAGUACAUAGCUACAUAACUUUCCAGACCACCCUUGUAUUUCUUUUCCAUGGUUUUUCUUUUUUUCAAAAUUGGAAAAUAAAAUGGGCUGAGGUGGUGGAGUGAUCCAGGAGCAGUGGGAUCGACUGUGUUUUCUCUACACUGGGAAGACUCUGGCCCUGCAGAUGAUCAAAGUAAAUGCUGUGGACUUCACUUUACAGUUUGCAGACUCGAGGCUCAGAGGAGGUGUGCCCUGUGGAAGUAACACAGCCAGGAGUGGCCACACCUGCAUCUGGAUGCUACCUCAGAUGUCAGAGCGGGGCUCUUAAAUGUGGCCUUCAGCACAGAAGGCAGUGUCUUGGUACAUUUGUGCUGCUGUAAAAAAGUGCCUAAGACAGGUGGCACCUGUGGCUCAAAGGAGUCAGGCACUGGCCCCAUAUACCAGAGGUGGUGGGUUCAAACCCAGCCCCGGCCAAAAAAUGCCUGAGACUAGGUACUUUAUAAAGAAUGAAAAUUUAUUUCUCACAAUCCUGGAGACAGAGGAGUCCGAGAUGAAACCACUGCGGCUCAGGUUGGUUAGGGCCGAUGGCACCUGUUGUGUGCUAGAGUGAGAGGAGUGUUAAGUCACCACAUGGCAAGGGCAGGGAAGUCGGUUCCUUCCAGGCCAGGUGAGGCACUGAUGCCCUUACAGGGGUAGAGGAGGUCACUUCCUCAUGCCAGUACCAUGGCAGUUAGGACUCCCCACGGAUUCCAGGGGGCACACUUAAACCGCAGACUGUCCUGGGGGGGGGGGAGCUCGUGUCUACUUUGUUCCGUGACUUAGUCCACAUCCCUGCUGUUUCUGUUGUGGGCCAACUGCUCAGCACAGUGAGUGGAUCCUUGGACAACUGGGACAGGUCUGGCCAACAGGGCCUGGGCAGGAGACAGCUGCAGACCCAGAGGGCUUCCCAGGGAGCAUGUGGGCAGCAUAUCCACCAUGGGGCAGUGGGCGGGGGGACAAGGCAGGCAGGGCUGGACUUGUAGUUCCAUCCUUGUGCAGGUGUGCCCAGCAAGGCCAGUAGCUACCAGAUGUUCUCAGCAGAGUUCAUGAAAACUGGCCCAGCAGAACGGAGACGUCCAGGCUCCUGUUGUCUUGCGAUAGGGCCUGCCCAGGGCAGCUGACUUUUCCUUCAAACUGGGAGGCAGACAUCUGAGCGCCUCUGACAAAUUGCUUGAUGAUAUACUAUUAAAUAAGAGUUUCCUCUGUUAACUGUGUCUUAAGUGUUGCACCAAGUAAAAGUCUCCGGGCGGUACCUGUGGCUCAAAGGAGUAGGGCGCCGGCCCUAUAUGCCAGAAGUGGUGGGUUCAAACCCAGCCCGGCAAAAAUAAAUAAAUAAAUAAAUAAACAAA